Lizanozyma spartinae is the source of this 897-nucleotide messenger RNA. RefSeq names its product mitochondrial 37S ribosomal protein PET123. The transcript is spliced from 2 exons. The record is from RefSeq and is a predicted model, not a curated record. The coding region runs from base 1 to 897 and encodes 298 amino acids. Lineage: Eukaryota; Fungi; Ascomycota; Pichiomycetes; Serinales; Debaryomycetaceae.
AUGGGAACCAUUAGAUUCGGGGGUAAGUCCGGGUUGUUACCCAAGGUGCGUCCAGUGUUCAAACAUCAUCCUGUGAAGCCCAAGACGCAUUUUGAGUUAGCUCAAGAGAAGAACCUCGAACAAGGUUAUGCUGACAAUGUACCCUUACCUGAGAAGAAAGGUUUCACAUUUUAUCGUAAACCUAAGGAUUUACCUGUGAUGUCAGUUGAAGAAAGAAUAAAGAAAUACAUCGACAGCAAGGUUCCUCAAGACAUAGAUGAAAGCAAAUUAAGUGAGAAUGAAAUAUGGCAAUUGAAAAGAGAUGAGAUUCGUAGAGAACAUUUAAGAGAAGCUUAUUUAAAGGAGUUUAAAAGAUUGGAGAAGAUUGAUAAAUUAAAGGAAUUAGUUGCUCAUAAAGAAAACGAACGAGUUUCGGAAAUUGCUCAUGAAGAAUCUGAAGCCUAUAAAUUGACUUUACCAACAGUUUCCAGUUUUAUUAACGGUCGUAUGAUGCAAGAGAGAAGUCCAGAACAGCAAGCCCUUGUUGAUGAGCAAAGAAUUUUGAAUAGAAAGUCCAAACAAUUGGAAGUUGCUGAAAAGAGAGCCACCGAAUUAUUGGAGUUAUAUCAUUCAGCUAAUGGGUUCAUCACUACUGAAGAAGAAUUGGAGCAAGCUAUUAAGGAAGCUUUUGAAGUCAAUGUGUCCAAGUUUGAACGGAAUAUGAUGAACAUUGACAACAAGCUUUCUGGUUAUUCCUUUGCCUACGCUCAAGCCAAUACCACUGAGAGUAUAAUAUUUGAUGAAGUUUUCGGAGAAAUUAAGGGCCAACCGGGUUUGGAAGUGGUUAAGGAUACCUUGGACGGAACCACUCAAACAUUGAAGCAACAAGCUCAAGUGAAUCUUAAUGAGAAGAUUUAA